AUGAUCAGCUUCACAAGAUGGACUACAGUGGAUGAGGUUGUUGAGAUUCCACCAGCUUUCCUAGAAUUCACCUACUCCCUUACUCCCAUAGAGAAGCUCCCAUCAGUUUUGGAUAACAAAGAGUACUUUACAGAUGUACUUGGCGCAGUCACAAAGAUCUCGGAUGCUUUGCCAUUACGGCCAAGAUCCCAGCAAGUUGAUACCAUGAAAAGAACUGUGACAGUAUGUGAUGAAAGUGGUGCUUCUCUGGACGUCACGCUUUGGGGUGAGCGAGCCACUUCAUUCCCAGCUGAACAACUUCAUAAGGAUGGACAGCAUUCACCACAAAUUGUAAUAUUUGUUGGCACUCUUGUGAGGGGCUAUGCUGGAACCAUCUCAUUGUCUGGCGGCUCAUCAUGCAAGUGGUAUAUAAAUCCUGAUGUCCCUGAAGCAAAAAACCUUAUUGCCAGCAUGAAAAGCGUGCACCAACCAGUUGCACUCGCUCCACAGGUAAAAUACAGUGAGCCCAGAACUUCUAUUGCAGAACACAAGAAAGUAUCUGAUAUCAAGUAUCUUCACCCCUUCAAGAACAAGAAAGUAGAGUGGUUGGUUACAGUAAAGAUAAUGAAGAUUGAUAAGUCAUGGUGGUAUGAGUCGUGCAAGAAAUGUUUCAGAACAACUAGGCCUCAUGGCAACACCUACAAAUGCUCUAAUCCAACAUGUAGCACCAUUGGUGCGCCUACCCCAAGGUACAAACUGGUCAUCAUUGCUGGGGACGAGACUGGUGACACUGAGUUUGUCAUGUUUGGACGCAUAGCGCAACAUAAUACAAUUUCUUCUGGCAAUGUCUCUUUCCAGGUCAAUACCAUUGUUGCGGAGAUUGACGAUAGUAAUCCUGUUCCACUAACGCCGGUUGGGUCACAGUCAUCGUCAGCUAUGCUCUCACACCAUGCAGGCAGCAGUGUAGAGUGCACACCAGAAAAGGGCUCUGACUUCACUUUACCUUCACCAUCAGCCAGAUCACAGGCUACUCAUGCAUCAAGCACCACACCUUCUAAGACCGUGAUGCCUGACACUGAGCUACCAACUACACCACGGAGCAGCACAAAAUCUGAUAAGAAUAAGGCAGUGCAGGACAAGGACAACCGCCUUCCAAGUGAGGGCCCUGUUACGCAGUCACUGAUUGUACCAACUUAUUCAACGCCUGAAGCGCAGCAAAGCACAACUAAGAAAAGAAACCGUGCAUCACUCGAGAGAAAAACUGCAAGGAAGAUUGUUUUGGAUGAUGGUGGCAAGAAUGACAGUGGGGAUGAUUCUGCUGCUCCCCCUACUGGGCCUAGGUACUACAAAUUAUCUUCAAUGAUAGGACAGAGAAUCUUCAGCAUUGGCAUGGAGUCUGCUACCGCAGAGACUGAGGCCAAGGCUGUCGUUUCCUUCAUGGUUGGCUAA
Molecule: messenger RNA, 1428 nt
Organism: Panicum hallii
Lineage: Eukaryota; Viridiplantae; Streptophyta; Magnoliopsida; Poales; Poaceae
Product: replication protein A 70 kDa DNA-binding subunit B-like
Exons: 11
Coding region: 1-1428 (475 amino acids)
Biological process (GO): DNA replication; DNA recombination; DNA repair
Cellular component (GO): nucleus
Molecular function (GO): DNA binding
Source: RefSeq, a predicted model, not a curated record